GGCCCUACGAUGGGCCAAUGGGAAGAGGAAAGUGCUUCCGUUGGCCUGGUUAGCAGAGGAGGCAGGAAGACAAGGGCGCAGUAAUUCCGAGUUUCUAGUUGGGUGGGAAAUUUCUGGGUUCACCUCGGAGAAGGAGUAAGGCGGAUAAAUGCCUAAAUUAAACCGCCAGAAUCCACCCUGCAAUUCAAAAACUACAGACCAGCUGUCUCCAGAUAUGACUUAGGUGCAGUACUAAAGAGUUUGCAUGUAUUAUUUAAUCUUCACAGCCCAAGUUAAGGUACUAUGUCAUGAAGAAUUGUGCCAGAAAAUUAUAUUUUGAAGAUGGCCCUUUUCCUCUACUAUCAGUAAUAUCUGCAAGCACCAUUUGAGAUGGUUAUUUCUUCAGGAGAACUGGGUUUCCAGCACUCACUAAGAUGGACCUCUGAGUAACUGGGGACUUGGCCUGCCUUGCCUACUAAGCUUGAUGGAAGAUCAGAUGUAGAUGAGUUGAUUAUAUUCCAUGAAGUAAUAACUCAUCACCAGCCAGGUUUUAAAUUACUUUUUCAGCAUCCCUUCACCUGUGGACUCUUCUAAAUUUUGCUUUUUGGGAAAAAACUGGGGAAAGAGGAGGUCAGCUUUUAACAAGUUAGCAUCCUUUUCCCUCCAAGUUGAUGAAAAGGAUAAGGCCGUGACUCCAUUGGACUGCACCUUUAAAUCAAAAUAGCAGAAGAAAGGGACAAUGGCUCUGAGUGGAAAUUGUAGUCGUUAUUACCCUCGAGAACAAGGGACUGCAGUUCCCAACUCCUUCCCUGAAGUCAUAGAGCUGAAUGUUGGGGGUCAAGUUUAUUUCACUCGGCAUUCCACACUAAUAAGUAUUCCUCAUUCCCUCCUGUGGAAAAUGUUUUCCCCAAAGAGAGACAUGGCUAAUGAGAUAGCCAAGGACUCCAAGGGAAGAUUUUUCAUUGACAGAGAUGGAUUUUUGUUCCGUUAUAUUCUGGACUAUCUCAGGGACAGGCAGGUAGUCCUGCCUGAUCACUUUCCAGAAAGGGGAAGACUGAAAAGGGAAGCAGAAUACUUCCAGCUCCCAGACUUGGUCAAACUCCUGACUCCUGAUGAAAUCAAGCAAAGCCCAGAUGAAUUCUGCCACAGUGACUUUGAAGAUGCCUCCCAAGGAAGCGACACAAGAAUAUGCCCUCCUUCCUCACUCCUCCCUGCUGACCGUAAGUGGGGUUUCAUUACUGUGGGUUACAGGGGAUCCUGCACCCUGGGUAGAGAGGGGCAAGCAGAUGCCAAGUUUCGCAGAGUUCCCCGAAUUUUGGUUUGUGGAAGGAUUUCCUUGGCAAAGGAAGUCUUUGGAGAAACUUUGAAUGAAAGCAGAGACCCCGACCGAGCCCCAGAGAGAUACACCUCCAGAUUUUAUCUCAAAUUCAAGCAUCUGGAAAGGGCUUUUGAUAUGUUGUCAGAGUGUGGAUUCCACAUGGUGGCCUGUAACUCAUCGGUGACAGCAUCUUUCGUCAACCAAUAUACAGAUGACAAGAUCUGGUCAAGCUACACUGAAUAUGUCUUCUACCGUGAGCCUUCUAGGUGGUCGUCCUCCCAUUGCGAUUGCUGCUGCAAGAAUGGCAAGGGCGACAAAGAAGGGGAAAGCGGCACAUCUUGCAAUGACCUCUCCACCUCCAGCUGUGACAGCCAGUCUGAGGCCAGCUCCCCCCAGGAGACGGUCAUCUGUGGGCCUGUGACACGCCAGACAAACAUCCAGACUCUGGACCGUCCCAUCAAGAAGGGCCCAGUCCAGCUGAUCCAGCAGUCAGAGAUGCGGCGGAAAAGUGAUCUGCUCCGGACUCUGACUUCAGGCUCUAGGGAGUCGAACAUGAGCAGCAAAAAAAAGGCUGUUAAGGAAAAGCUCUCAGUUGAGGAAGAGCUGGAGAAAUGCAUCCAGGAUUUUCUCAAGAUCAAAAUUCCAGAUCGAUUCCCUGAGAGAAAACACCCUUGGCAAUCUGAACUCUUACGGAAGUAUCAUCUAUAGGGGAGGGCUGGCGGUGGGAGAACAAAAACAAAAACAAAAUCAAGUUACCAUUUUGAAAUAAACCUCCUAAAAGAAAUUCAUAUUUUAAAGGAAAAAUAACAACUAAUGAUGCAUAUUUGUUAGAACACAAUAGUCCAUUGAUAUACACUACUGCCUACUUUUACCUUGUUCACCUUAACAUGUAAAUCCACAGGGUAAAUUUCUUUCCAGAUGUGGAAAUACAAGAAAAAAAAUUUUGUUGUUGUUUGUUAACUUGGUCCCUUGUGCUCAGUAUCUUCUAUAUAAUGAGAACCAGCUACAUGAGAGUAGCUGACAGACCGGGGGAGUUAUUUAUCCCAAACUGGGCUUUUUCUCUCAUUUUCUACCUCCUUCCCUUGAAUGAGGGUAUGUGGUAGAAGGAGAUCUGGCCAAAUGGCAUAGGUUUAGUUUUUAUUAUUAUUCUUUUCUUUUUCCUUUGUUUAUGGGGUGAGGGGCAAUGGCAGAUUUAUAUGAUUUUUCUCUUAAAUCUAUAUGUGCCAGUUUAUAUUGACUCCAUAUGCAUGAGUAUUUGUGCAACACAAGCACAACUAAGUCUGUAUAUAAACACAACGCACAGGACCCAGGGCCUGGGCAUCCUAAGGGCUGUGCUCCUGUUGCCAGCAGCCCCUCCCAGAGCCCUUCAUACACAUGAACCUCUGCCUGUUUCUUAAAAGGCUCACUUGCUCAUGGGCAGAUUUCCCAGCCUCUCUUGGCAACACUUUCUAACAUUGAAUAACCCUCAUCAUCAACAAAUUGUCUUCCUUAUUUUAAAAUUAAAACCCUCACACUCCAUUUUACAACCUUGCUCUUUCUCUGCAUUAGGAGAUGGUGAGAAGAGCUAGUCAGAUAUUCUUUGCAUUAAACAAACAUUUAUAUUAAUAAAAAUAACUACUGAAUGAGUUGGAUUAUCACCCUCCUCUCAGUGUUUCAGAGUUCUUACAACAGUUUACUGGUGUGGCCUUUCUACAGAAGUCACACAAAAUCCUCUGUGUGAAUUGUGGAGCUAAGAACAACAUACCAUGUUUGGAUAAGGGUAGAGCUUUUGUUUGUUUUUGAGGAAUUGCAUUUCACACACCUCCUAAUAAUUUCUCAUAAGAAUUUUAAGUUACAAUGCUACAUUAUUACUUGCUUGUAGUCAGUUUUGGUUUGCCUGCAGGAUUCGGGUAUUUGGCUGUGUCCAUACUAAGAUUUAGUUGUGUCAUUUCUGUGACAUCCAUGACAGGAUGGUAACUGGAGGUAACUGGAGGCUCCAAAGUUAAGAUUUUGGCUUUCUAAACUAUCUUUUUUAAUCAUAUCCUUGACUGUAUGGACACAGCCAAAAAUAAAAUGUUAAUAGCUAUCCAUGUGACUUUGUAUUUUAUUAAUGCACCAAUAGCUAGUUCUUUUGUAGACUUGUGCUAAAUGAAGGUUAAAAGAUCAGUUUUAAUUUUCAGCAUUCCUCAUGCAUUUCAGUGGUAACUGAAAAAAUAAUUUGUCAAUUAUUUAUUACGUGCCAAGUACGCUUAAAUAUUUUGUUGUGUGUGUCUGUGUGUCUCUGUGUGUGUGUCUGUAUGUGUGUGUGCCUCACAGGUAAUAAAGGCAAUUGGAUGGGGUCUGUAGGAGGAAGACCUAAUGAUCACUUUUCUCCUUUUUGAAAUCUUUGACUGACACACAUUUACUAUGUAAAAGUUUUGUAUUGAUUUGUUAUUAGUGCUCAUCAGUGUAUGAAUAUCUUUCUAAAUUUUUGUAUUUCUUGCCUUCAUACCUGGGCAAAUAGACUCAGACAAUGUUUUCUUGUCCUACUGAUUCAAAUGGAGUUUAAAGUUUUACUUAGGUUAAAGAAAGAAAUUUUAGGAGUUGUCAAGAGAUUUAUAAUUUA
This is a messenger RNA of Heterocephalus glaber (naked mole-rat), 3881 nucleotides long. RefSeq names its product potassium channel tetramerization domain containing 16 (gene Kctd16). The record is from RefSeq and is a predicted model, not a curated record. Gene Ontology annotation, molecular function: protein binding. Gene Ontology annotation, biological process: regulation of G protein-coupled receptor signaling pathway; protein homooligomerization. Gene Ontology annotation, cellular component: postsynaptic membrane; presynaptic membrane; signaling receptor complex. NCBI's taxonomy places the organism in Eukaryota, Metazoa, Chordata, Mammalia, Rodentia, Bathyergidae.